This is a messenger RNA of Oldenlandia corymbosa var. corymbosa, 1509 nucleotides long. NCBI's taxonomy places the organism in Eukaryota, Viridiplantae, Streptophyta, Magnoliopsida, Gentianales, Rubiaceae. The record is from the annotation of a GenBank genome assembly.
AUGUCAUCGACCCGGGAGAAGAUGGGUCAAGUAUCCUUAAAGCCAUGCAAAUUCUUCCUCUUCUCAUCAUCCUCUCAGAGUAGUGACUUGUUAACGACCGCCGUGAAAGUAGGAUUUCUAGUUUUCUUCUUGGUUUCCCUUGCAUUGGUGGUUUACUCCUUCUUCACCAGCCAGUCUUGCUGGUUUCUCGAAUGCCAGGAUCUAUUGAUUCCGGCAAUCUCCACCACUUCUCCGGCAAUCUGCGCCGCCCCGGAUGACCCCGAUUUCGAACCGACCACCAUUUCCCACAUCGUUUUCGGCAUUGGCGGCUCCGCCCUCACGUGGGGCGACCGGAACCGCUAUUCCCGCCUCUGGUGGCAGCCCAACGUCACCCGGGGCUUCGUUUGGCUCGACAAAGAACCCGGCCUGAAAUCUCUCUGGUCGUCGUCCUCCGACGACGACGGCUCCAGCACUCCGCCGUACCGGAUUUCCUCGGAUUGGACCCGGUUCAAACACUCGAGUUCCCCGUCGGCGGUCCGGCUCGCGAGGAUCGUGGUGGAUUCUUUCCGGGCCGGAUUACCUGGGGUGAGAUGGUUCGUCAUGGGAGACGACGACACGGUGUUCUUCACGGAGAACUUGGUGACGGUGCUGGGGAAGUACAAUCACCGGCGGAUGUGUUACGUCGGCGGGAACUCGGAGAGCGUGGAACAAGACGACCGGCAUUCGUUUGACAUGGCUUUCGGGGGGGGUGGAUUCGCGAUUAGUUACCCGUUGGCGGCGAAAUUGGUGAGAGUGAUGGACGGUUGUCUCAAUCGGUACUAUAAAUUCUACGGCUCCGAUGAAAGGGUGUGGGCCUGCGUUAAAGAACUCGGUGUCUCCUUAACCAUGGAACGUGGGUUCCACCAGAUUGAUGUUCGCGGUGACCUUUUUGGUCUUCUGACAGCACAUCCACUGGUACCGCUUGUAUCACUCCACCAUCUAGACUAUGUGAAGUCCUUGUUCCCAAACAUGUCCCAGUAUGAUUCACUAAGACACCUGCUCCAAGCAUACCACUCUGAUCCACCCCAAAUAGUGCAGCAAUGUUUCUGCCACCAUCUAAAGUUUAAAUGGUCAGUCUCCAUUUCAUGGGGCUAUGCCGUUCAAGUAUAUCCUUCAUUGUUAUCGGUAGUGGAGCUAGAGAAACCCUUGCAGACAUUCUCCACGUGGCGCAGUUGGCAAAGUGGGCCUUUUGUUUUCAACACUAGGCCUGUGAACUCUGAUCCCUGUGAACGCCCAUUUGUAUAUUAUUUAGAGUCGAUUAGCGAAACGGGGCAAGGUGGGACAGUUACUACCUACAAUAGGACCAUGGCUAAACCAGAGAAGUGGUGUCGGAAACAUUACUAUGACCGAGCUAUCACUCUCAGAAGGAUACUAGUCUCGGCCUCGAAAAUGGACCCCGAAGAAUGGAAGAGCCCUCGAAGGCGAUGCUGUGAGAUUGAAAGUGUGAAGAAUGGGGCUAUGAAGGUGACAAUCAGAAGCUGUGAAGAAUAA